CCCGCGGAGACCGCCCGGGAGGGACCCCGGCAGCGAUGGACGAGGACCUGGUGCUGGCGCUCCGGCUCCAGGACGAGUGGAACCUGAUGUCGGAGCGCGAGCGGGCCCAGGCGCCCCUGUCGCUGGUGGACGCGUCGUGGGAGCUGGUGGACCCCACGCCGGACCUGCAGGCCCUGUUCGUGCAGUUCAACGACCAGUUCUUCUGGGGCCAGCUGGAGGCCGUGGAGGUCAAGUGGAGCAAGAGGAUGACCCUGUGCGCGGGGAUCUGCUCGUACGAAGGGCGGGGCGGCAUGUGCUCCAUCCGCCUCAGCGAGCCGCUCCUGAAGCUGCGACCCAGGAAGGACCUCGUGGAGACCCUCUUGCAUGAGAUGAUCCACGCCUACUUAUUUGUCACUAAUAACGACAAAGACCGGGAAGGGCACGGCCCCGAGUUCUGUAAGCACAUGCACCGCAUCAAUCGCCUGACUGGCGCCAACAUCACGAUAUACCACACCUUCCACGACGAGGUGGACGAGUACCGGCGCCAUUGGUGGCGCUGCGAUGGGCCGUGUCAGUUCCAAAAACCCUACUACGGCUACGUGAAGCGUGCGACCAACAGGGCUCCCUCCGCGCACGACUACUGGUGGGCUGAGCACCAGAGCACCUGUGGGGGCACUUACAUCAAAAUCAAGGAACCGGAGAACUACUCCAAAAAAGGCAAAGGAAAGACCAAGCUCGCAGCAGCAGAGAAUAAAGGUAAAACAAACAACAACAACAACAAUUCAUUCAUCAAGCACCAGCCAGCUGUCACUGCUUCCCCCCGAGUUCCUGACGGCAUGCACAGGUCUCAACUCUGCAAACAUACGUCAUCGGAAAGCUCACACCUUCACUUCCAAAGCUACGCUGGGCACUGUCCUGUGAUGAAUGCGUUACUCUGAGCUAGCAAACCUUCGAGGGGAAAAGACGUUCUCUACACAGAGGUUUGUCUUUUGAUUUAAAAAGUAAUUAACUGGUUAUAAAAGAGUAGUGUGUUCUGCAUCACUGAAAGCGCGCACACUGCUGGCUCUCCAAAAAUGAUGACUUUAAAACCUAUGAACAGCCAAUCUUUACAGUUUCAUAAAAGGAGGAUCUGGGAUUAACAGGCUCAUGAAAACACAGCUAGUUCAUCAGCAGCGUGAAGGCUGGGCAGACUUGUGGAGAUAUGAGGUUAGAGAAAGGACAGGUGAGCGUCCGUCAGAUGGGAGCCAAGACCGGCAGCUCUGGGAGACAGGCCCUAAGGGGGGGAGGGCCGGCAUCCUGAGGACCCUCAGGCUUCGCACACGGGUGCUGCCCUGCGGCCACCAUGGCAGAGGCCCACUCCACACGCCUGUCUGCGUUCCUGACGCUGGCGUUUCCACUCCUCUCCUUUGUGCCAUUUUUCUUCACGUCCACGUCAGCCAUGGAGGCCUGGAGCACUCGGUACAGCAUGUCCGUUUAAAAAGGAAAAGACGUGACCUCCCUUCUAUGGGCCCCGGGAGGGGCAGCCCGGGGGCCGUUACCGGAGCUCGGCAGCUCACGGCUGAGCAGGAUAAUCACAGAAACUCAGCUGGGGUGGUAAUGUUCUCAGGCUUCUGUGCCCCAAACGUUCCUAUUCUUUGGGCCACUCUUUUGGUGAAAGAUAAACACUGCAGCUGACUGAAGAGAAGUCCUCUUUGGAAUCAGGGAAUCGAGGGCUCUGACCAAACAAGGACCGUGGGCAUGGUCCUUCCAGUGCACCCUGGCCCCAAAUGCUGUUUACCUGUUUGAUAUUUUACUUUAGCUCGGGCUCUCUCAUCUGCAUCAAAAUACCAAACAGUUAUUGCGUACCUAAAAGAGAAUUUAGAACAGGGUAAGAACGAUCACACGGGGGAAGGGGCAUGCUGUCGCAAUGUCUAUAGAACGUGUCAUGUCAAAACAACGCCUGUCGGAAAGUUACCGGGCUAAUGAGCAGAGUCACCCCCACUCAGCCGGCCUCCAUGAUGCUCAAGGGCUCAGCAGGGAGGCAGGCGCAGCUGCGGGGGCGCCCGGGGCGGAGUUUUAUGGCUCCUGGAUGCCUCCUUAGCUACAUGAUGACGGUCGGCCUGCCCACAGCCGACACCCAGGUACGGAGGGGUAAAGAACAGUUGCUGCACCUUCCCCAGCAGGAGCCCGAGGGCAGAGAACAGCAGAGGGCCCAGGGCUGCGGCUCUGCGGGGGCAGGAAGGACAGCGCUGCAUGACCGUGAAGAGUCAUGGUGGAUGCUCACCAUUUUAUAACCUCGAGUCACCAAGAGAGAUUUCAAUGAUGCCAGGAGUUUUUUAGGACUUUUAUCGUAACGGCUAUACUGUCUUUAGACAUACAGCUUAGCUAAACGUCAUCUUUCUGAAAUGUUCACUUAUUGGGAAUUUAUCCCACAAAUAAAUGAGGAACCUCUGGUUUAUUAAAUACCAUCCAGUACACAGUCACCCCUUUUGGUACCAAAAAUGGGGGAAAUGUACACACACGUCCUGACCGCGAGCUGCGGUCACCUCCUUAAGAGAACACAGCAGGCCCUAGCCGGUUUGGCUCAGUGGAUAGAGCGUUGGCCUGCGGACUGAAGGGUCCCAGGUUCGAUUCCAGUCAAGGGCAUGUACCUGGGUUGCGGGCACAUCCCCAGUGGGGGGUGUGCAGGAGGCAGCUGGUCGAUGUUUCUCUCUCAUCGAUGUUUCUAACUCUCUAUCCCUCUCCCUUCCUCUCUGUAAAAGAGAACACAGCAGGCAGGUAAAGCACCUUGCAGAUUCCGCCAGGAUUCACUGGGGGAAAGCAAUACCGAUCGCAUGAAGGGCCAGUACAUGGGACAGAGCUAAAUGGUGUAAAAUAUUUGAAGUGAAGAGUCAAAGGCAGAGCAGAGUCUGAGAGUUUGGACACCUGGGGAAACAGAGGCCCGUGGACCUCUCAGACGGUGAGGGACAGACCAGAGGCUGCAGUCCAGCCUCUGCUCUUCCCCGCACCUUUCUUAACAUCUAGACUCUUCUAUUUUCCCGAGAGGCCUUGGGAAGAGGAAUCGGGCACAGGUAUGUGGUUUCUCUCUCUUUCGCCCAUGCCCCAAACUUGGAGUUUCUUAGUCAUCACAGUUCUAGAUGCUGGAUCACCUCCCCUCUCUGGCCCUCAGUCCUGACCUGCAAACACUGGUAAGCCACCACAUGGAUCUGUUUCUCCCUCAUCUCCCCCGGCCUCCGUAGGAACCCCUCAGGGACACCACUGUCCUUGUUCCUGACGUCCCGGGCCAGCUGGGCUUGUCUUUCUGCUGGACACGGACCUUCCUCACCAACUCACACACUGUCCCCCUCCAGACGCCUGUGGCCCUUACCCUCCGUAUCGCCUGGCAGUUACUCCCUUACUACCUGAAAAUGUCUAUUACCUCUUCCUCUAGAAAGGAUACAAACAGACCACACUCAGGACUCCAUAAGAAGGAAGGUCUGUGAAGCAGUUUCUAGGUCAGAAAAGUUCUAAAGAAGCAGCUGGGCCUGGCUGGUGUGGCUCAGUGGUUGAGCGUCGACCUAUGAACCAGGAGGUCACGGUUCAGUUCCCAGUCAGGACACAUGUCUGGGUUACAGGCUUGAUCCCCAGUAGGAGGCGUGCACGAGGCAGCCAAUCAAUGAUUCUCUCACCAUUGAUGUUUCUCUCCCUCCCUCUCUGAAAUCAGUAAAAAUAAGUCUUUUUUAAAAAGCCUACUCUUCUCCGGUGUCAGAGUAUGCCUCUUGUCACCAUAUCAAGCAACUGCAUGACAGUAAUCCACUAUCAUGAUGUUCAAAGUCCUUUUGAUAAUAAAAAAUAGGUAUUUAAUACAUUGUGCUAUUUUUCUACAAAGAUUAUUUUUACAACAAUGUCUGUAUCAUCUUCCACUUUAAGUUUUAACAAUUGAGCCACAAUAAAUGCAAAAAAAAGAAUUUAAGAAAUACAUUAAACAGCAUACUAGUAUAGAAUAUUAAACCUUGUUUAAAAAUAUAUAUAUAAUGUGGAAAGAGAUGCUAUGAUUAAAGCUAAAGGUUAUUUUUCUAACCUUAACUCCCACACAUGACACCUUUCUCUCCUCUAUUCUUUUUUCUCUUCGCUUCUGCUCCCUGGUCACCUCUGGUUUCUCUCCUUGGCGUAUUCCCCUACAUCAUCUCUCUCUCUUCCCCCCUCCCCACCUUUUGAAAAGCUCCCUUUUCCUUCUCUAUCUGUUCUUUCUAUUCCAAGUGAAUGCAGCUGACCCUGAACAACACGGGUUUGAAUGGCAUGGGUCCACCUACACGCAGGUUUUUUUCCAAAUGUACUGUAAUAUAUUAUCUUCCUUGUGAUUUUCCUUAAUAACAUUCUCUUUCCUCUGGCGUACUUUAUUGUAAGAAUACAGGAUGUGAUACAUACAAUGCGCUAAUGGACUCUGUUAUCACUAAGGCUUCUGGUUAACAGUAAGCUAUUAGCAGUUACGGGUUUUGGGGGUCAAAAGUCACACACGGAUUUUUGACUGCCUGGGAGUCUGUACCCCUUUAUCCACACACUGGUCAAGGGCCAACUCUACUCUCACGAGAUCACAGGAGGGUGAGGAGAUAAGAGAUGGACAAACAAGGAGAUGGGGCUGGAAAGAGGACAGGGCCCGCGUGUCCACUUUUACCCCGAACAAGGAGCGUCUGUGCAGAGACACAUGCAGCACUAACUGGGAACAGAUCUUGUAAAAUUACUCACAUUCAAAGUUAUGACCGAAGCAUUACAAUACACGUCACUGAAGAACAUGAAAACGCUCAUUAGAAAACUCCAGUUUAUCUUAUCUACCCCUCCGUCCUGCCAUCAUCUUAACAAUUGUUUCUUAAAGGAAUACUACCU
Messenger RNA from Myotis myotis, 4821 nucleotides. It is a transcript of the gene SPRTN, whose product is annotated as SprT-like N-terminal domain. The record is from RefSeq and is a predicted model, not a curated record. Gene Ontology annotation, cellular component: nucleus. Gene Ontology annotation, biological process: DNA repair. Gene Ontology annotation, molecular function: metalloendopeptidase activity; polyubiquitin modification-dependent protein binding; single-stranded DNA binding. The coding region runs from base 36 to 917 and encodes 293 amino acids. NCBI's taxonomy places the organism in Eukaryota, Metazoa, Chordata, Mammalia, Chiroptera, Vespertilionidae. The transcript has 5 exons.